AUGGGUGCCCUCACCGGUGCUAUGACUGAGUUGCUUGGUGAUCAUCUCGAGAAAGCCGAUCCGCAGAUGUACGAGAUUGUGCAACGGGAAAUUAGACGCCAGCAGCAUUUCAUCAACCUCAUCCCAUCCGAGAACUUUACAUCUCAAGCUGUUCUAGACACUCUUGGCAGUGUUAUGCAGAACAAAUACUCCGAAGGAUAUCCAGGAGCCCGCUACUAUGGCGGCAAUGAACACAUCGACGAAGCCGAACGACUCUGCCAGCAACGAGCUCUGGAGACCUUCAGAUUGAAUCCUGAGGAAUGGGGUGUGAACGUUCAGCCCUUGUCCGGCUCACCCGCCAAUUUGUACGCGUACUCAGCCGUCCUCAACACUCACGACCGGAUCAUGGGUCUCGAUUUACCACAUGGCGGCCACUUGUCGCAUGGAUACCAGACUCCAACCAAGAAGAUCAGCAUGAUCUCGAAAUAUUUUGAGACUUUCCCAUACCGACUAGACGAGAAGACUGGUUUGAUCGACUACGACAAGCUCAGUGACCUUGCGCAACUGUAUCGCCCAAAGCUCAUCAUUGCUGGCACAUCAGCUUACUCUCGUCUGAUUGACUACGAGCGGAUGCGCGAGAUCGCAAACUCCGUCAAUGCCUACUUAUUGUCUGACAUGGCCCAUAUUUCUGGCCUCGUUGCAGGCGACGUGAUUCCAUCGCCUUUCCCGAAUUCAGACAUUGUCACAACAACCACUCAUAAAUCACUGCGUGGCCCUCGUGGUGCAAUGAUUUUCUUCCGCAAAGGCGUCCGUUCAACCACCAAGUCGGGUGAGAAAGUAAUGUACGACCUCGAGAACCCAAUCAAUGCCUCGGUCUUCCCCGGUCAUCAAGGAGGUCCUCACAACCACACCAUCAGCGCUCUCGCUGUUGCACUACACCAAGCACAGUCGUCCACAUUCAAGCAGUAUCAGAAACUUGUGCUUGAGAACGCCAAAUCUCUCUCGAAGAGAUUAGGUGAUUCGACCGAGAGCGGCGGACUGGGCUACAAUAUCGUCAGUGGUGGUACCGACAACCAUCUAGUUCUGGUAGAUCUGAAGAGCAAAGGCGUGGAUGGUGCCAGAGUUGAGAGGGUGUUGGAGCUCUGUGGUCUGGCCGCCAACAAGAACACUGUGCCAGGAGAUAAGUCCGCUUUGAAGCCCGGAGGGUUGAGGAUGGGUACGCCCGCCAUGACAACUCGAGGUUUCCAGCCUACGGAUUUCGCCCGUGUAGCGGACAUCGUCGAUCGAGCCGUCAGUAUCACAAUUCGCCUAGACAAGAAAGCCCGAGAAGAGGCGGAAGCGAAGAAGCGAAAAGCUCCUGGUAGCGUCAAGGCCUUCCUCGAGUACCUCGGCAAUGGAGAGGAAGACACGGAGAUCCUGACUCUGCGAAAGGAGGUGGAAGGGUGGGUUGGCACUUUUGAACAACCCUGGAUCAAGGAAUAG
Molecule: messenger RNA, 1461 nt
Organism: Cyphellophora europaea CBS 101466
Lineage: Eukaryota; Fungi; Ascomycota; Eurotiomycetes; Chaetothyriales; Cyphellophoraceae
Exons: 2
Coding region: 1-1461 (486 amino acids)
Biological process (GO): folic acid metabolic process; tetrahydrofolate interconversion; L-serine catabolic process
Cellular component (GO): cytoplasm
Molecular function (GO): serine binding; glycine hydroxymethyltransferase activity; cobalt ion binding
Source: RefSeq, a predicted model, not a curated record